This is a messenger RNA of Periophthalmus magnuspinnatus, 3699 nucleotides long. It is a transcript of the gene ppm1ba, whose product is annotated as protein phosphatase, Mg2+/Mn2+ dependent, 1Ba. The transcript is spliced from 6 exons. The record is from RefSeq and is a predicted model, not a curated record. Gene Ontology annotation, biological process: negative regulation of canonical NF-kappaB signal transduction; positive regulation of canonical Wnt signaling pathway; protein dephosphorylation. Gene Ontology annotation, molecular function: magnesium ion binding; protein serine/threonine phosphatase activity; manganese ion binding. NCBI's taxonomy places the organism in Eukaryota, Metazoa, Chordata, Actinopteri, Gobiiformes, Gobiidae. Bases 399 to 1583 code for a protein of 394 amino acids. Gene Ontology annotation, cellular component: cytosol; nucleus.
UCACUGCCUCAUACAUUUAGCUUUAGCCAAAAUUAGCUACGUUAGUUGUGAAAAUCUAUCACAGAUAUUCCUCUUUCAGCUGUCGUUUAUAUUCACGAGUUACAGACCGGACAAAGACUAAGUAAAUAAGCUCCCGGGGCUUUAGUUUCCACCAUGUUUAUUAAAGCUUUAUUCCAGUGCAGAGACAUGCUUAAAGGAGAACUAGCGUCAUUUGUGUGAAGUGCUGCUAGCUUAAUAAAUGCUAGGUUAGCUAACUAGCAACGGGUAGAGAGGCGAAACUGCGGAGCUUUUCGACACUAUUCUCUGGUCUUAAAUUAAAAUACGUGCUCCUGGAGGCAUAAAGACAAGUGCUGAUAGAGUUUACGAGAAAAAGAGAAUAGGUCUCUGGAGACAGAGCAAUGGGGGCAUUCCUGGACAAGCCCAAGACACAGAAGCACAACUCUCAUGGGGAGGGCAAUGGCCUACGCUACGGGCUCAGCUCCAUGCAGGGCUGGAGGGUGGAGAUGGAGGAUGCUCACACAGCUGUUCUGGGACUUCCUGCUCCUAGUAUGAAGGACUGGUCUUUCUUUGCUGUUUAUGACGGCCACGCUGGCUCCAAAGUUGCCAACUACUGUUCCAAACAUCUCCUGGAGCACAUCAUCGGUGCCAGCUUCGGGCAGCAGAGUGAUGGCACUAGCAGUGACCCCACAGCAGUGGUGCCACCCUCAGUGGAGGCUGUGAAGGCUGGGAUCAGGACUGGCUUCUUGAAGAUUGAUGAACAUAUGAGGAGUUUUUCUGAUCUGAGAAAUGGUAUGGACCGUAGUGGCUCCACAGCUGUGGGCAUCCUCGUCUCACCAGAUCAUUUCUUCUUUUUAAAUUGUGGAGAUUCACGGGCUGUUCUUUAUCGCAACUCUAAUGUGUGCUUUUCAACGCUCGACCACAAGCCCGGCAACCCUCGAGAGAAGGAGCGCAUCCAGAACGCAGGCGGCACAGUUAUGAUCCAGAGGGUGAACGGGUCCCUAGCAGUGUCCAGAGCUUUGGGGGACUAUGACUAUAAGAAUGUGGAUGGUAAGGGCCCCACGGAGCAGCUGGUCAGCCCUGAACCAGAAGUAUUUGAAAUGGUGCGUGCCCCAGAACAGGACCAGUUUGUGAUCUUGGCAUGCGACGGCAUCUGGGACGUCAUGUCCAACGAAGACCUCUGUGUUUUUGUCAAAUCCAGACUUGAGGUGACCAAUGAUCUGGAGCGAGUGUGUAAUGAAGUGGUGGAUACUUGUCUGCACAUGGGAAGUCGCGAUAAUAUGAGUGUGGUGUUGGUGUGUUUGCCAAAUGCCCCUAAAGCCUCAGAAGAAGCCGUGAGGAAAGAUGCAGAACUCAACAAGUAUCUGGAGUCUCAAGUUGAAGGGAUGAUGUCCCAGCCGGGCGAGGAUGGCUAUCCUGACUUGGCAACAGUGAUGAGGAACCUCUCUGCAGACAACAACAUGCCCCCUCUGCCUCCAGGAGGAGGCCUGGCCAGCAAGCAUGGUGUUAUUGAAGCAGUGUACAACAGUAUGAACCCAUACAGGGAGGAGGACGGGAUGGGAGCUGAUAUGGACUACCAGUGGUAGCUGUCCAGCACAACCGCCCAAUUUUACCAAAAAAUAGGACCACUUUUCAAUUCAAGAUCACAUCCGUCAGCUCCAGGUUUUUCAACUAUACACGGUGACGUCUAAGGAGUUUACAAUGAUUUUAAAUGGUGUGGUAAAAAUAUAAAAAUAUAUUGUCUUUGAUAGUAAAGCUACAAUAACAUCAGAUGUGAAGCACAAUUUGAGCUGUUAGCAGCCCUGCUCCGCACACAUGCGUAUCCUAAGGUGCCUUGUUCAAAAGAAGGGAGCACAUUUAAACUCAUUUGUAAAGCUCACAAUGAACCAGAGCGUCACCGCUAAAUACUGAAGACACUGAACUGUUGACUCGCACAUGGCCGACAUGACAACUUCAACUCUGCUAGAUCUGAUCAACUCUGCUCUGAUCCAUUCCAAUCCAGUUAUUGGUACAUGAGGCGGUAAUCUCAGCCGCCUUUCUGAGUAAAACCAUUUUAAAGCUUCCAAUAAUCUAAAUACUUUAGACUAAUACUGACUCAAUAUCUUGGCCCCGUUUCACAAAGGAGGUUCAAUAAACCCUGGGUUUAAGAGUUAACUCGGGGUUAAUCUCCGCUGAGACAGACAACUCUGAGUUUUCUGUUUUAUGAAGCAGGUUUGGAGCAGAGUUAGAACAUCAGAGAUGGUAAACCCCGGGUUUGGACACAAGACUUUAUCAAAAGAUCCCAGAAAAGAGCAUUCACCAUGGCAACGGUCAAACGGAGGAGGACGACGUCAUGUGACUGAGGUUCAUAGAGUGCGUUGCCACGGUGACUGACUCAGGGUUUAGGUUAAUUCUGUGAAACAGAACUGAGUUGAACUCUUUUCUGUGUUAACUCUGAGUUUAGACUAAACUUGCUUCUUGAAACAAGCCUCUUGUUAAGAUAGAACGUCACUGUUCCACUGCACGUUCAGCUCUCAAGAACCUUACAGUCGCCCUUUUUCUUCUAAGUGCUAUUUCCAUUUGCAUCAGCUUGUCAGAAUCAUAAGCUUUUGAAGCUGCUGAUAUUGUAGACAAAUAGAAAGAUAUAUAUAUAUAUAUUAAAAUUCAUAUAUAUAUAUAGUUAUAUAUUUUGAGUUUUAACUCCCUUAUAGUAUUCAUGAUUCUAAUGUGUGUGUGCUGUGGUUUUGCACAACGUUGUGGUUUUAUGUGUUUGAAAUGAAAGAACUGACAAAAUGCUCCUGUCACACAGAGGUGUGUUCCAAAGAGUUCCCGCCCCUUCACACACACACACACACACACACACACACAUAUAAACACAUAUAUACACACACACACACACACAAUCCUCUCAAUGACUACAUGCCUUUAGCCCUGAGAUGUGUUCUAGGUGUGUAAUGGCUUUUCAUUUAUCAAAAGUGAGUGUCAUAGAGAAGCCUGAUUAACCCUAGCUAUAAGCUUUGCCUUAAAAACACACUGGUCUAACCAUUAAGUGCAUAGUAUGUGUAUUAAGUCAGUUUUAUGUACACCAGUCUAACCUUUAUUAAUCUGAGUCUUUAGUAGAAACCCUAUGGGCCGUCGCAUUGACUGAACUUGGUGUAUUCGAUCACUGGCUGGUUUUGUGGUACACUCUUCAUAGUGCCAUAAGAAACAGGUACUUGAAUUUGUAGUUAUUUUGCUUUGCAAUAUUUUCUGGGGGUGCUUUUUUGUGUCUGGGAUGGGGCGAGUAUUUGUAAAUGUGCAUGUUUUGAGAAUGGAUUGUGAUGGAAUACAGAACUUUUGUGUGGCCAAAACUACGAGAAGUAAAAAUGCUUUACCAAACGAUAUUACUCAAACUGUUUGCUGAUCUCAAAUACUCCUUUUUAAAAUGUUUAAUUUGAAAAGACUGUCUCACAAACAACUUUGAGAAUAUUUUUAAUCAAAUGCACUGAGCUUGGACUAGGAUUUUCUUAAGCUUUACCAAACACUGGGUGAAGGACAGAGAGCGUGUUAAGAAACAACACUUUUAAAUCUUGAAAUUCACUUUUAUUUACACUGCAUGGACUGAAUAUAAACAGCACUACUUUCCCAGUCAUUAAAUGGCUUCAAAACGCUCUUGGACCCCUUUGUUUCAGAAAAUACUGUGUUUGAUUAUUGUUCUGAUGGAAUUAAACUUUGACUCAAAAA